Molecule: messenger RNA, 1908 nt
Organism: Carica papaya (papaya)
Lineage: Eukaryota; Viridiplantae; Streptophyta; Magnoliopsida; Brassicales; Caricaceae
Source: RefSeq, a predicted model, not a curated record
CAGUUUCUUACUUCAUGGACAUGCUUGUGAUAUGAUCAACAUCGUCUCCUUAAUUACUUGGUUUACCAUGCCGCUGCCUGCUGCCGUUUCAUUUUUUCUCUUUAAUACUUCAAUUUUCAUCAAAUGAAUGCAUGUCUUGCUGUUGAUUGUUGUUUCUCCAUCAUCUUUCCCAGUUGGGUUUCCCUAAAUAUGGGCCACAAACUUCUUCCAGAGGUUUUCCGCUUGUGGGUCUUGGCAUGCUUUCUUCUUCCCGCUGCUUCCUCUACUCGCAUACUGAGAAUUGGUCUGAAGAAGCAACGUCUUGAUUUGCAUGCCAUUAGAGCUGCCAGAACAGAAAUAAGUGAUUUGGGUGAUUCAGAUGGAGAUAUACUGCCGCUCAAAAACUACUUAGACGCUCAAUACUAUGGAGUGAUUGGCAUUGGUUCGCCUCCCCAGAACUUCACUGUAGUAUUUGACACAGGCAGCUCCAAUCUCUGGAUUCCUUCUUCAAAGUGCUACUUUUCUAUAGCCUGCUACUUCCAUUCCAGAUACAGGUCAACCAAAUCCACCACAUAUACCAAGAUCGGAAAAUCUUGCGAAAUAAAUUAUGGCUCUGGAUCCAUUUCGGGUUUCUUGAGUGCAGACAAUGUUGAAGUUGGGAAUGUUAUUGUGAAAGAUCAAGUUUUCAUGGAGGCAACCCGUGAAGGAAGUGUUGGUUUUCUACUGGCAAAGUUUGAUGGAAUUCUCGGACUUGGGUUUCAAGAGAUGUCUGUUGGGAAUGUUGUGCCAUUGUGGUAUAACUUGAUGGGGCAGAAGCUAGUAAGUGAAGAAGUAUUCUCAAUCUGGCUCAACAGGGACCCAGAUGCAGAAGAGGGAGGUGAGAUUGUAUUUGGUGGCAUUGACGAAAAACAAUACAAGGGAAAGCAUACUUAUGUUCCAGUAACUAAAAAAGGUUACUGGGAGUUCAACAUGGGAGAUGUUCUUAUCGGAAAGAAUUCAACAGGCGUUUGUAAAGAUGGGUGCGCUGCCAUUGUGGAUUCUGGAACUUCCUUGGUGGCUGGACCGACUGCCGUUGUGGCUGAAAUCAACCAUGCCAUUGGAGCUGAAGGCGUGAUCAGCUCAGAAUGCAAGCAAGUUGUUUCAGAAUAUGGAAAUUUAAUAUGGGAUCUUUUAGUAUCAGGGGCUCAACCUGGGCAAGUAUGUUCACAGCUUGGUUUGUGCAUUUUCAAGUACUACGAGAGGAAUGUGAUUAAAAGGGUGGUUAAGAAGGAAAAAGAAGCAGAAGCUGGGGAUGCUGGUCUCUGCACUGCCUGCGAGAUGACUGUAAUUUGGGUUCAGAAUCAACUCAACCAAAAGAAAACUAAAGACAAAGUGUUACACUACGUGACUCAGCUGUGUGAAAGCCUACCCAGUCCUUCAGGGGAAUCAACAGUUGACUGCAAUAAAAUCUCUUCCAUGCCAAUCAUUACAUUCACGAUUGCAGAUAAGCCUUUUACACUCACUCCCCACCAGUAUAUCGUAACGACUGGAGGAGGCAUGGAUAGAGUGUGCGUAAGUGGGUUUUCGGCACUCGAUCUGCCUGUCCCAAGAGAGCCUACUCCUACUACUCCUCUGUGGAUUCUUGGAGAUGUAUUCAUGGGAGUAUAUCACACCGUCUUUGACUUUGCUAAUAUGGAGAUUGGCUUUGCUGAAGCUGCUUGAUUUGUUCAGAAUCUACCCUUUCACUAAUAUAAUCAUCAUCGUUGCAAUUCCUCCAUGUUAUUUUAUAUUCUCCCUCAGUGCCAGUUCCAUUAGUAGUGGUAGUGGGAAUGAUUAGUGUUCAACAUUUAGUUUGAACUGGUAAAUUAAUGUUAUUUUUAAAACAUUAUUGGACCCCCUCCAGGGUGGUUUUGAAUGUGUAUAUAUAUAUAUAUUUCAAAAUCCUUGCAA